This is a messenger RNA of Hibiscus syriacus, 928 nucleotides long. RefSeq lists its product as uncharacterized. Lineage: Eukaryota; Viridiplantae; Streptophyta; Magnoliopsida; Malvales; Malvaceae. Bases 43 to 627 code for a protein of 194 amino acids. The record is from RefSeq and is a predicted model, not a curated record. The transcript has 5 exons.
ACCCAAACAUCCAUUUCAGUUGCAGGGAGUAAAAGUAGGAAGAUGAACAAGGAAGAGGCAAAAAUCGACACCCAAAAUCAAAAUCCUAAUUCUAGCGCGAACCCCAACAAUCAAAAUCAAAUCCGAGGAUCCAAAGGGAAAACAUGCAAGGGAUGCCUCUAUUACUCCUCCGCUCUUAAAUUCAAAUCCCAAAACCCCACCUGCAUCGGCAUCCCCAGAACUCUCCAACAAGUACCUAGGUACAUAAGUGGGGAAUCUGAAUUGGAAGCUUCCAAGGAAGGCCGUACUCUUACGGAUUUCAAGUAUGCUUGUGUCGGUUACUCGGUUUUCUUGGAUAAUAAAGAUUCUUCACCUGAAUUACCCUUCUGUGUUGGUCUCGAGGUAUUAUUGGACAGAACAGCUGCUUCGAACGACCAUGUUCCUGUCAAUAUCCAUAAAAACAAAGAUAGUCAUGCACUUCCUCAAACCCGAACCCAGAGGUCAACACCGUCGACAGGAGAUGAGUUCUAUAACAGGUUUAAAAGGAACGCAGGCCUCGUGGCAAUGGGUGUUGUCAAGAAUGUGAAUAAAAUCGGAAACCGCAUCAAAGUAACUCUGAAUGACAUUCUGUAUAGGCGACCAAAGUGAGAAUUAUGACUACUGUUAUAUGAUUGAAUGCAUCAUUCUAAUAAGGAAUUCUAUUGUAUUUUUCGCGUUUUUGCCAUGGAUUAAAUCACUGAGCCCGUUUUUCAACGCUGGAAGAUGAAGCAUUUGGCUGCUAUACUCAUUUUUGUUGAGUAUACAUGAAAGUAGGUGGCUGCCGAUGGGGCUUUUGUUCAUUUCCAAUGCUCAAUCUUUGAUUUGAUAGUGUGCUAAAUUGUUAAAAUUUUGUUGUUUAGUGUGCUAAAUUGUUAAAAUUUUGUUGUUUACUUACCAUUGUUGGAUAGAA